GUGGCGUUGGCUCUGCAGCAGGUGUCGGUGCUGCCCCCUGUCUCAGCGGGGGCAUACUACAACCACAAGGCCCACCCCCAACAGCACCUGCCACAGCACCACCCACAGCAGCAGCAUCCCCAGAUGGGGGCGCAUUUGGGACACAUGGGGGGCAAGGAGAAGGCCUACAUGCAACACUACGGACACUACAGGAAAGAUCUGCCACACAUGCCACACAAGGAGAAGGGUAUGACCCUUCCCCAGGGAGAGGUGGGUAUUCCCCAGGGUGAGCCUGGCCCUGUUGGACCCCCGGGUCCCGCUGGUCCCCCCGGCCCUGCCGGACCUCCCGGCCCUGCAGGAAAUGGAGUCCCAGGAGCAUCUGGAAAGCCUGGUCCCCCAGGACCGCAAGGAAAUGCCGGCAUCGGAAAGCCAGGAUUUCCAGGAAUGGCGGGAAAGCCGGGUGCUCCCGGUCUCCCCGGACAACCAGGAGACCAGGGCCCCAGUGGCGGAGAGGGACCAGAGGGGCCGGUUGGACCUCCCGGAGCCACGGGGCCUCCCGGACUGCCGGGAAUCGGGAAGCCUGGAGGACAGGGCCUGCCCGGGGCACCUGGAAUGAAAGGUGAGCCGGGACACAAGGGACUUCCAGGGCUUCCUGGACUGCCCGGACCUAAAGGGGACAAGGGGAUCGGCAUGCCUGGGUUGCCCGGACACAAGGGGCUCGUGGGACCCCCUGGACGGCCCGGACAGGGCGGACUUCCCGGUAUCGGAAAACCGGGAAUGCCAGGAAUCCCAGGUCCACCCGGAGCACCAGGAAAACCAGGAGCAGUUGGAGAACCUGGACCAUUCGGCCCUGUAGGACCAGAAGGACCUCAGGGACUACCUGGACCAGACGGGAUCGGAAAACCCGGAUUGGAUGGCCUUCCGGGACAGCCUGGUCCUCAGGGCGGCAAGGGACUACAAGGCCCCCCAGGCUUGCCUGGAAAACCUGGACUGCCAGGGAUCGGAAAACCGGGAUACCCAGGACCAAAGGGAGAUAAGGGCAUGGGAGGCCAGCCGGGCGCCGUUGGGCCAAAGGGAGAGAGAGGUCCAGUAGGCCCACCAGGAUCUCUGGGCCAGCCUGGACCUAUGGGACCCCCAGGACCACCAGGUCGACUGGGGCCUCCUGGAGGCAUCGGCGUGCCGGGUCAGAGAGGUGAAGGAGGACCCGUGGGGCAGAAAGGCGAACCCGGAGGUAUGGGAGAACCAGGACCGUCAGGACUACCUGGAGAUGCUGGACCCGCAGGAGAUGGAGGCGAGCCCGGUCCAAGAGGCCCACCAGGUCCAACCGGACCACAGGGUGAAGGGGGACAGAAGGGAGCGCAGGGUCCAUCUGGCCAACCAGGUCUUCCAGGCCUGAAGGGAGACGGAGGCAUGCCUGGCCCAGAGGGACCCCAGGGGCCUAAAGGCAUACCUGGCAUUGCUGGCCCUGGCGGACCGAUCGGACCUCCCGGACCCCCAGGGCCCAGGGGAGAGGGCGGCCAGAGGGGUCAGCCGGGGCCCGCAGGUGAGGGCAAACCUGGCGUCCCCGGCGGCACCGGACCUCCAGGCAACUCGGGCCCAAUCGGACCCCCGGGUCGACCUGGUCCAGUCGGCCCGCCAGGCCCUCCAGGCCCCCCCGGAGAGCCAGCACCUGCCCCAGACCUGGAGGCCGUGCUGCCGGAGAUGGGCCCUGCCCUGGAUGGCAUGAACACCUACGGCAAGGGAAAGGGCAAGGGCAAAGGCAAGUACGGCCCGGAGGUGAUCGCCAGCGGCCUGGAGAUGCCGGCCUUCACCGCCCAGAUCACCACGCCCUUCCCACCCGUUGGCUCACCCGUGGCAUUCGACAAGAUCCUCUACAAUGGGCGUCAGAACUACAAUCCGGCCACCGGCGUGUUCACCUGCGAUCUGCCCGGGAUCUACUACUUCAGCUACCACGUGCACUGCAAGGGCACCAACGUGUGGGUGGGUCUGUACCGCAACGGGGAGCCGGUGAUGUACACGUACGAUGAGUACAAGAAGGGCUUCCUGGACCAGGCUUCGGGUAGUGCGGUGCUGCCCCUGCAACCAGGCGACACCGUCCACAUCCAGCUGCCCUCUGACCAGGCCGCCGGCCUCUAUGCCGGACAAUACGUCCACUCCUCCUUCUCAGGGUUCCUGCUCUACCCCAUGUAG
Molecule: messenger RNA, 2169 nt
Organism: Engraulis encrasicolus (European anchovy)
Lineage: Eukaryota; Metazoa; Chordata; Actinopteri; Clupeiformes; Engraulidae
Gene: col8a1a
Product: collagen, type VIII, alpha 1a
Exons: 3
Coding region: 124-2169 (681 amino acids)
Molecular function (GO): protein binding
Source: RefSeq, a predicted model, not a curated record